AUGGGGGCAUCAAGCCCCGCACUCAGCCUGGACUACUUGAGCGAUGUCAGAUUUAGGACAUCCAGGAGGGUUCAGGAGUUCACUGAGGUGUCGUUCGAGGAGAGCGCCUGGAGUAUUCCGCUCCUCGCUGGAUUGAUCGACGUUGGUAUUUUCGAUACGAUGUUCGCAAGUGCCUUGGUUCUUCUGAACCUUUUGAUGCAGUCGGCGUUUUCCAUCAUUCUGCUGACCCCUGCUUUCAUGGGUGACGAGUUUGAGAGCAAGAUCCAGAGCGCCCAAUCCUGGCGAACGAGCGUGGCCCAUGAUGAAAGGUACAUGGAUUUGGCUGGCACUAGCUUGGUAACUCGAGUUUGCAACGGCGAUGGGUCUGUGAUUCUAUCGACCGUGCAAGCCACUCUGGUCGAGCAUGUCAACAGCUUCCUUGGCAUGGAAAAGGAUGAGUUUACUCUUCCGGCUUUCCGGCCGGGAAUUCUUCUAUGCAUGCUCUGCAUUGUGCUUUGGACGUUGUGCAUCUACAAGGAGUUUCGACGGAUUUGGGUACAGCUGGAAGCAGCCGCUGGAAUUCCGAAGGCCUUUGCAACCUCCUUCGGCGAGAACACCUUCGACACCAUGUCGUGGGGUCGCUUUUGUUUGCUUUUGUUGACGUAUGCUUGCCGGACCGUCAUUGCUUCCGUCCUGCUGGUGGCUGGCAUCUUGUGGCUGGCAAGGACAACUUCCAUUUCGGAGCUCAUGUUGAAUGCAGUAGCGCUCAAUGCAAUUCUGGAUGUCGAUGAAUUUCUCUUUGUGGGCAUGACGCCUAUCAAAAUUCAGCACGCCAUCCAGAACUUGGAGCCCAUGCAAGUGAAAUACAGCCGGCGGCGGAGUGAGUGCGAAUCCGUCGUUCAUUUCGUUUCUCUGGUAGCUUUGGUCUCUUGCACGUACUUCUUCCAGCUGGCUCCCCUCACCGAUGCUAUGCUCGACCUGAAGAACGAGCUCUGCGGUGGCAACCAAACCUUCGUGGUUGGCUUCAAUCCCGACACUCAGCUCACGCAUGGCCUGGUCACGCCGACUGGCUUGGAAAUCGGCAGAAAUCUGACACUCAGUGAGUUGGGAGUGCAAGCCCACAAGGCCACCUCGCCGGAGACGACCCCCGGAGAAUCUCCAACCUACCUCUUGUUUUCUACAGACAAGAAUUCAUUCAAUACGGAUAAUACCCGGAGCAUCGAGCUUGAGAGCGGCAUGAGCCCCUUUUGCCUUGAGACCUCGAUCUUGAACCCAGAUGGUCUAUAUCACAACGAUUCUUCACUAAGAGAGUGGACAGACGCUCUAACCAGGAAUGCUGCAGCCAGCAUCGGACUCCAUGAUGUGCGAAGUUGUGAGGAGAUGCGUGGGAUGUGCAACGGUGUGGAUAACCGCUUGUUGCGAAUGGUGUGCGGCGAAACAUGUGGAUGCACAGAUCCUUACAGCAGUGCUUGGUACAAGGUGGCAGCUCAAGGAUGUGCUCCGGUAUGCUUACAGAUUGCACAGGCGAGUUUGAGUGGAGGUUCGUGCGAAGAUGCAGCCAAGGAUGCAGACUGGCAGGUUUUCUGGAGAACCUAUCCAGAAGCAGUAUCGCACUUUUAUGGUGCAGAUGUGACGCAAACUCUUCUUUGGCCCUUUGCACAGGAGACAAUCAACGCGAUGCUGCAAGACGGAUGUGCGGCGCUGUCGCAGUUUCCGACUGAUGUGAUGACCAACGCCGAAUGGUGCUCCGGGAUGCCACAACUCUUUCGGCCUUUGUCUGCUGUGUGUCCUCAGAGUUGUGGCUGCGGGCAACGAGCGGAUCUCGCACAUUGCCCCACCAGCUGUGCCUCUGGCAACUCCACGGAGUGA
Molecule: messenger RNA, 1848 nt
Organism: Symbiodinium necroappetens
Lineage: Eukaryota; Dinophyceae; Suessiales; Symbiodiniaceae
Source: the annotation of a GenBank genome assembly